Molecule: messenger RNA, 777 nt
Organism: Bacidia gigantensis
Lineage: Eukaryota; Fungi; Ascomycota; Lecanoromycetes; Lecanorales; Ramalinaceae
Exons: 1
Coding region: 1-777 (258 amino acids)
Source: RefSeq, a predicted model, not a curated record
AUGGCUGACCAUAUAGUCUUCGAGAUUGGAAGUGUCUUCGGUGGUAUGUUCUUAGCCGAAGUGAGCCAGCAUGACUUCGGCCUCCCAAGCAACGUUUUCUGCUCGACGUUGCUUCACAAAGUUCGAUUUGUCGCUGUCCUUAUACUGUCGAGCUUCGGCAUCUUGGUUUUCUCUUUUACUGAUGCAAACGCGGAUUUCAUGACCUGGACGAGAGUAUUGCACCGCCUUGGUCAGCCGUACUUUCCCGCUACACAAUGGGCACCUUUUGGAGAUACGAAAACAUACUGGCCUGUGAUUGGCGCACACCUGAUUACUAUUGCUGUGCUUCUAUCACCUGGGAUCCAGAGCGUCCUCAGCCAUUCGCGCCUUGUCUGGCUCGGGAGCAUAUCGUACCCGUUCUACCUCCUUCACGGCAUGGUCAUUCGGACACUCUUGGUCUGGAUGUUAUACGGGCUUCGAGAACCUAUUUGGCUUUAUACAAAGGAUGGGAAUGGAAAUAUCGAAGAAGCGUGGCAGACCAUACCCAAACCGGAUCGAUGGAUGUAUGUGCCUUCUUUGGCAGUUUUCUUGAUCGUCACACUUCUGCUAAGCCAUUUCUGGAAUCAAUGGAUUGAGCCGUGGUUUGGAUGGUUAACGUUGAAGGCUGAGGAGUGUAUGUGUCCAAAGUUAGCGGAGGCCCAAAAGAGGGAAGAGCUCAUUGAGGAGGGUUUGCCUAUUGCCAAUGAUGCCAGCCUAGGCGAAAGGGUACCUUUGAUGAGCGAGAUAACUCAACAAUAA